AAGGAUUUUGCUCUGCUCCUUCUUCAGAAUCAAAAUCCAAGCCUCUUUAUUGGAAAGUAGACAACCCUACACUCUCUCCUAUACACCUUCAAGAUUUGCCUGGAUUUACACGCAGCGUUUAUAAGAGUGAUCAUGCUUUGAUAACACCAGAAAGUCAAGUUUAUAGCCCAUUACCUGAUUGGAUCAAUACAUCCGGGGCAUAUUUAGUUACACCAGAAAUGGGUUCACAUUUUGUAAUGUACCUGGCUAAAUUGAAAGAGAAUUCUAGAUCAGGAUUACCCCCGCAUGGUGUUGAGAGAUUAAUCUUUGUGCUCCAAGGUGGUGUCACACUCACUACUGCAACCGGCAACAGCCAUAUUCUGAAGGUGGAUUCUUAUGCUUAUUUACCUCCAAAUUUUGAACAUUCCAUUGAAAGUGAUUCUCCUGCUACUAUUGUUGUAUUUGAACGAAGAUAUGCUCCACUACAAAAUCACGUCCCAGAGCCAGUGGUUAGUUCAACAGAUAGACAGCCACUCCUUGAAACACCAGGCGAGAUUUUUGAACUGCGGAAGCUUCUCCCUACAUCUUUGGCAUAUGACUUCAAUAUCCAUAUUAUGGAUUUUCAACCUGGGGAAUAUCUCAAUGUCAAGGAGGUGCAUUACAACCAGCAUGGUUUGCUGCUGUUGGAAGGGCAGGGGAUUUAUCGUUUGGGCGACAGUUGGUACCCAGUUCAAGCAGGUGAUGUCAUUUGGAUGGCACCAUUUGUUCCACAAUGGUAUGGUGCCUUAGGAAAAACUCGAUCACGUUAUCUCUUGUACAAAGACGUGAACAGAAGCCCAUUAUAAUCGCCAUGUUGGGUAUUCAGAUGAACAACAUGAAUGAUAUUAGCCACCUUAGCUGAUGUUAUAAAUAAAAAGGUUUGUUGCUGAAUACAUCUAAUUCUUCAUAAAGUGUAAAUUACUUUAUUAGCUUUGCUUCAGUACAAUUUCGUUUUGGGCAUGCCUUGAACAAACAUAUCCGUGUACGAAAUUAGCUUUCAUGCUUCAUCUUUCAUUUUCAGCACUGGUUUGAGUUUUUCAUCGAUCCAAAGGUUUCUUAUGUUUCUUGU
Messenger RNA from Arachis ipaensis, 1087 nucleotides. RefSeq names its product ureidoglycine aminohydrolase (gene UGLYAH). Lineage: Eukaryota; Viridiplantae; Streptophyta; Magnoliopsida; Fabales; Fabaceae. The record is from RefSeq and is a predicted model, not a curated record. Gene Ontology annotation, molecular function: ureidoglycine aminohydrolase activity.